AUGAAGGAAAUUGCUGAACAUGCUGGAUUCAGAAGUGAAGUUAUACGUCGGGCUGCACCAACUGGCGUUGCAGCUUACCAGAACCUUAAAGCUCUGCAGGCCUAUCUUGAAGAAGUUGCAUACCUCAUUAUUGACGAAAAGUCCAUGGUAGGCCUCCGUGCUCUCUCGUUUCUAGAUCGGCGACUCCGCGAAAUCUUCCCCUCGCGUGCGAGUGAUCUUUUUGCGGGUAUGAACAUUGUUCUUAUCGGCGACUUCUAUCAGCUACCUCCUGUUGGCGAGCAUCCACUCUAUUCUACCACUCGCGUCAAGGACCCUGACAUUACACGCGCGCAAGAGUUAUACAAGACCUUUCGUCGGUGUCUUGACCAUCUACGCGUUGAUGCAGUUACGAUUGAUGCCUGGAGGCUCAUGCCAAGCCGCGUUCAAUCUCAAAUAUCUAACGCAUCUGACUUUGAUGAUGCUAUUCGCAUAUACGCUUGGAAGGAGAGUGUCAGGCAGCAUAACCAUACUAAGCUUCGAGACCUCAACGUACCUGUUGUGAAUAACUUAGCAGAGCACACAGGCCAUGCUCGUGCGGCGGACGUUAGCACUGAAGAGGCUGGCAAUCUCCAAGCUACAUUUGCUGCAGCGACCAAUGGCAAGAUUAUGUUGCUUAAGAAUCUCUGGAAAACGCAGGGGUUAGUUGAUGCGCAGCUCUAUCAUGGUAAUCAGCUUUGCACUCAGAUACAGUUUCCUCUCGUCUUAGACCACGCGAUUACAGUACACAAGAGCCAAGGUGUCUCACUUGAUCAGGCUGUGCUUAAUAUCAGUCUUCGGGAUUUUGCCCCUGGAUUAACCUACGUCGCUAUUUCAAGGAUGCGCCACGAGGAUGCUAUGCGGAGGCGUAGACAAGAAGUUUCUAUCCCAGUUCUUCAACAAGACAUCAGCAACAGCGAUGAUGACCUACCACUUGCCCCUCUGAGCGGCAACUUUUCUAUUCCUAUACGUCGGUCAUCACCUGUUCGCCCAGAUGGUUCUGGUCUUGCGUCAAGCUUCUUUAGCGAGACUUUUGGCGCAACGGAUAUUGGGUUAAGUGAAAUGCCAGUACCUCUUACCUAG
Plenodomus lingam JN3 is the source of this 1098-nucleotide messenger RNA. The record is from RefSeq and is a predicted model, not a curated record. Lineage: Eukaryota; Fungi; Ascomycota; Dothideomycetes; Pleosporales; Leptosphaeriaceae.